Saitoella complicata NRRL Y-17804 is the source of this 6054-nucleotide messenger RNA. RefSeq names its product ARM repeat-containing protein. The transcript has a single exon. Bases 1 to 6054 code for a protein of 2017 amino acids. The record is from RefSeq and is a predicted model, not a curated record. Gene Ontology annotation, cellular component: Golgi apparatus; endocytic vesicle; membrane. NCBI's taxonomy places the organism in Eukaryota, Fungi, Ascomycota, Saitoellomycetes, Saitoellales, Saitoellaceae. Gene Ontology annotation, biological process: endocytosis; intracellular protein localization; retrograde transport, endosome to Golgi.
AUGGCUGAUCAAGCAGCUGGAGGGAAGCCAGCCGCUGUGGAGAUUCCUCAGUGGUCGUCGUCGAACUACAAUGUCCUGCCUCCUACGGCCCAAGCACCAUUCCUCUUCACAUACUUAUCCUCCCUCGAGCGGAGACUGACGCGGAUCAGCUCCAAUGCACUCACGAAUGGACAAGCACAGCUGAUCAACGACUUAUGGGGAGUUCUACGAGAAGCGACACCUUCACGGCCGGUGCGCGCAGCGUUGGGGAGGUGUUUUGUCAUGAUCUUUCGGAAGUGUGGUGCGAAGGGCCUGUUCGAGACCUUCAAUGUGUUGGUGAAGGAGAUCAGUGGGAUUCCUGGGGGUAAGUUGGCGGGAAAGGAUGUUAAGGCGAAACAGGCCAUGAUCUAUGUGCUUGGAGAGAUCACGUUGGCGCAUGGAUCGCAGAUAUUCUCGUUACUCCCUUCGUCACAUCAAGCAUACAACCGGAUCCUGAAGUCCUCGUCGGCGUCGCAUGUGCUCAAACUCGCUGUACUACACGCUCUAUCGAAAUACUACGCCGUCGCCGGGAAAGACAUCGAUGAUUCUGCCGCCAAGGAAACGCUGAAGCACAUCAAAGCAAUACUCGCCGAGAAGAGCUACGCUGCGCAGGUAGCAGCACUAAAUGUCCUCGAAAUCAUCGCCCGCGAACAGUCACCAGCAAGUGCAGCAGACUUCGACACAAUCAAAUCACUAUCCCUUAAGGGAAUGGAGUCCCGGAUCAAGGCUGUACGCGAAGCCGGGUCUCUAUGUUUCGCAAGCCUCCUCAAAGGCGUCUGGGAUGGCGGUGAGUCAGAAACGGGGUCAGAAGGCCGUGAGUCAACGUCGACAAAAGCACCGGGUUCGAAGCGGACUGGGAGUAUGCCGGUUGAUGGGGAGGAUGGAGCACCACCCGCGACAUCGAAGAAGUUUAGAGCAGCGAGUGGGCCACAGAGGUAUGCUCUUCCGUUGCAGACAAUGUUGUUACAGAUUUCGAUACUGUAUGGGAAGUCGUCUUCGUUGCCGGCGUUGCGGACCGGGUUGAUUCGGGCGUAUGCUGCGUUGCUACAGGGUCUGGGGAACGAUGUUGUGCAGGAGUCGUAUGCCAUUAUCGCGCAUAAUCUCCUUUGUGAGAUUGCGCCCGUUACGAAUGGUAACCCGCUGUGGACACGGAAACAUGUAAGGUUACUGCUAAGCGGAGUCAUCGCCAAGAGGAUGCUGGGAGAGACGGCCCAGGUAAACGCGAUUAAGUUUCUCUUGGAGCAGUACAUCGCGAAAGAGGAGCAGAAAACCGACGCGGCCCUUUGCAGUGCUUUGGAAGCCCUACAGGUUUUGAUCGCCGCACUCGGAUCCGCUAUCACGAUGCAGUCAGACACUCUGCGUACCACCCUCCUAAACGUUAUCACCAGAAGCAAGAGUCGCGAAGUUCAAGUCAGCGCGGCGUGGUGUAUCCGCUGCCUCGUCAACGAAACGCCUGUGCAGAUCAGUCCAGUGAUGACGUUCUGUAUCAACAUUAUCUCCCGGGAUUUAUCAGCGCUCAACACUCCAGCGCAAGCGGAUCCGAAAAGGCGAGCGAUCGCUUGUGCGGAAGUGUUGGCGGGUGUAUGCUUGAUUGCGAAAGCGAAGCCGUUGUAUGUUAAUUUGGAUGUUAUGUCGCGUGUGCUCAGCUUAGCCACCACGGUGUUAAAGAAGACUGGGGAUUAUGUCUUGGGUGUCAGUUGUGCACAGCAGCGGAUUGCGUGGAUCUUGAUCGGCGGGUUGAUGAGUCUUGGGCAUGGGUUUGCGAAGACGCACUUGUCUCAGUUAUUGUUGUUGUGGAAGAAUUCGUUGCCGAAACCGUUGACGAAGGAUUUUUGGCGGACGCAGUCAAACAACGAAGUGAUGUUGCAGCUUGAGGCAAGGGAAGCGACAUUGUCUUCGCUGUUGUGUUUCUUGAAGUAUAACAAGAGACUGUUGACGUUGGAUGUGUCGAGGAGGAUUAUCGCAAUGCUUGGGAACGCACUGGUUUUCGUGAACGGUGUACCAAGUGCGAAGAAAGACAAGGAUGAUUUGGCGUGGGCGGAGAGGGUGAAGUGGGCGCAGAUGACGAGAAGGAGGAUCUUACAGUGUCAUUUGCAGAUGAGUGAGUCGAAUCAUAUGGAAGUCGUGCAGAGCGAGUUGUUGACGCUUUCGCUCUCGUUGUUUGCGGAUUCAGAGGCUGGAGCUGGGACGGUUUCGUCGGCGCCGGGUGUUAGUGGAGAGAGUUUGUGGGGGUUGACAGAUAAUUAUGCUUGUGGAGUUACGAGCCUGAUUAAGGGUAUGAGUAUUGUGGAUUUCCCAUUUGAGGGUGAGAGUGAUGGUGAGAUGAUGCACUUUACUAAGAGGAUUAGUGUCGAGGAUACGAUCGAACAGAUGCUGGAUGAACCGAUUGUUGGGGCUGUUGAGCAUGAUCCAACGAUCCUUUACACUCUCGAACGUCUACGGGAUGGCAUAGCCCCACAACCGAUUUCUGCAGCGACCGCAGUGGUUGACUCGGCCAUUGAGCUGUUUGCAGUCACGUUUCCGUCGCAGCCGGCUAAGGUGCAAGAAAGUAUUUUGGAGCAAUUGGCUACUGUGAUGACCUCACCGCGUUUGCAGAAGGAUCCGCAGAUGAAGCUUGCUGUUCAGUGCAAUGCUGUGAUGGCUCUUCUUGGCGUGUUCAAGGUGUUCAUGACGAACACACAGACGAAGACUGGGUUGAAUGCAGAGCGUGUGGUGAAAAUUGCACAGGAGAUCAUCCAAGCGGGCGUGACCAGUACGGACGAUUACCUGAGGAAUGCUGCGACGCAGGCGCUAGGACGAUUGAUCAAUGUGUGCGGAAAUCAGUACAUGGCUCCGAUUCUGAACUCCUUGAUUGACCAGAUCGUGAGCAACCAGGAUUCGCAUGCUAGAGCUGGAAGUUCAGUGGCUCUUAGUUCGUUGUACAAGUAUGUCGGAGGCAUGGCGGGAAGUCUAUACUUGAAGACUAUCGCAGGUAUUCUUACGUCCCUCAGUAAUGACCCGCAUCCCACGGUUCACUUCUGGGCGCUUGAUGCAUUGACUGUCUUGAUCGAGUCUGCUGGACUUUCGUACUCCGCCCAGAUUCCAAGUGCAUUGGAGCAGGUGACCAAACUCUACACGGCAGAUAGUCACGAUUCGGAGAGUGCUUCUAUCGCAACGGCGAACAUCGCAAUCAACCUUCCUACAACACAGACGCUGGUAAGGUGCACCGAUGCCAUCAUCAACGUGAUCGGUCCGGAUAUGGCGAUGCCGUCGAAGAACAGAGAGCUGAUCAUGGAUUUGAUCGCGUCCUUCUCAGCGGAAGGUGAUGAGGGCGUGGCCACCGAAGCGGUGUAUUGUACGCAAAAUCUGUCACUUUUCAUCCCGCAGAUCCUGUACGCUAGGCCUUUCAUCAACCGCUUGCGUCGCAACAUGCUUUCACCUGACAAGGCUACGAGAUCGGCUGCCGUAAGCGGCGUGCACCACCUCGUUCGACGUGAUGCUGCGACCGCUUUCCACUAUGCUGGAGAGGGUUUUGAACUAUGCUUGUGGUACGUCUUAGAUGCAUCGGUUGGAAGCGAAGGGGUCAAGAAUAUCAUCAGGAGCUGGCUGCAGCAAACGGCAGCUGCUAACCCAGUGUACUGGAGUAAUCUCUGUCAGAGAAUUCUUACUAUGCCAUUGGCGAAGGCAAACGUACACGCUGCUCCGACAGCUAGCCAAGGUCCUGAUUUGGGAGAUGAGGAAGUGGCCUCCAUGGCUCAGGCGUCUGACAGACCUGGUGAUAAUGGAGUUGACCAUGGUUCAGGUGAGCUUAUGCGCUGGCAGACACGAUGCUUCGCCUUGGAAUGCCUUCUAGACGUCAUCAACCUCAGUGUCAAGGAAGCAUCCAUUGUGCAUGAAGGAGCCGAGGCAUCGCCUAUGAAGCUGGUAGGGAAGGUUGCGGAAUUGAUCCGCAUGGCAUUCACAGCAUCUACUGCGGCUGUGUUUGAGCUUCGUUUGACAGGUCUGCAUAUCCUCAGAGCUGUUGUGAAGGUGUUCAGCAAAGUGCCAGACCCAGACUUCCCGGAGUAUCUUCUUCUGGAGCAAUAUCAGGCCCAAAUUGCCUCUGCACUAACCCCAGCGUUUGCAGCGGAUUCGUAUCCUGAACUGGCUGCAUCAGCCUUCAACAUUUGUGCGGAGUUUGUUGCCAGCGGAAUUGCGAAAGACGCUGAGCGUAUGGGUCGUAUCCUUAAGUUGCUUGGGUCUGGUCUUGAAGGGUGCUCUCAUAAAGCCAAUGCAAACGUCAUGGGCGAGUUGAAGAAUCUCAGUGGUAACGCAAUGCUCAUGUUGAAGCUUUCAGUCCUUACGGCCUGGGCUGAGUUGCAGAUUGCCAGCCAAGAACAGGAGUUCCUCCUAGACGUUGUCAAGCCGCACGUCCCAGAACUUGUGGGACUCUGGCUGGAAACCCUGAAGGAUUACGCGAGACUGCGGUUCGAACCAGAAGGUUCGGGUAGUAUGGCGAGUCCAUCCUCGACUAACCGCGAUGUUCUUCUGAGCUUCUAUCAAGAGGCAUGGCUUAGACUAGUUGAUGCAAUUGCCAGUUUGAUCGAUCAAGACAGCGAAUUUGUUUUUGCUGCGCUAGACAACCGUCGUUCCAGCGUUCAUGGUCAUGAAAGGAUGAAGAGUACAGGUGACAUCAACUACAGAGCAGAACCUGCAGCAUUCUUCUUCGUUCUUUUUGGAAUUUGCUUUGAAGCGCUUGCCACGAGUGCCAACGGCGAGUCCAGCACACGUACGUUGGAUAUCCUUUUGGCCUUGCAGAAAAUCUUGCGACCAUCCGUGUGCGGUCAAGCGAUUUACAAGGACGUCAUUUUUGCGGAAACUACGGAUCUCUUCGAUCGCUUGGUUCUCCUGGAAGGUGGUAAUGUGCAAAGCGCCAUUGUGCACAUCGCAUGCGACCUUGCGAAGAAUCAUCCUUUCACGCGAUCACUCGAAAACAAUGAAGGCCGUGCUCACAGCGAAGGCUUGUCCGAUGAAAUUGAUCAGCUCUUCGAGCUCGAAAGGAUCGUCACGCUGGCUCUUGUUCAACAAAUCCCCUCAUUGCAUGACAAGAAUGAUGUGCCUUUACGUCGUGGCGCGUACACAGCCGAUGCCGUCCAAAGAGCAACCGCAACACUCGCCGCUUUUGUCGACAUGGCAGAAACUUUUCCUAGCAUCAUCAAGGGCGAUCUGUACGACACCAUCUUCCACAUUUUCGGACAGAUCAUGAUGGACCAAGAUGCACAAGCUACGCUUGCCCCGCAGAGCCUAGCCAUUCUCAAGAUAUUCUGCCGAAAUGUCGUCGUUGCCGUUGAUUGCGGGUUGAAUGGCGAAGGUCUGCUGUCCACCAUUGUCAGAGGGGCGUUAACCCAUAUGGUCGAUCUGAUGAACAAGGCAAGUGCUCAAGAGGGGUAUCUUGCUACACCAUCGGCGAAGAACAUGUUCUUGGCGACUACCUUGAUUUCUUCGGCACUCGGACACCUGGUGCCUUCAAACGAUGGUUUCAUCGCCAAGUUCUCCUAUACACUGGAGACUAGUUUAGGUUCACAAUCAGAUGAGGUCGCCGCAGUAGCGUUACAAUGCAUACGCUCUUUGAUCUUGUCGUCAAAGCGUAGUAUUGUUGGACAGCAAGCAACUUUACGUUUGUUGCCGCAUCUUAUAACCUUCAUAUCUAGCCCUAGUUCGAAGGUGGUCGAUGAAGUCUCGUUGGCAGAGGAUGCCUGUGAUGUCCUUGUGGAAUUCGUGAAGGUUAUUCCUCCUGAAAAGGCUAUCCCUGCCAUGACGAUCGUCAUUGCGACGUUCACAACAUAUGCUACGAAUCCUGCGGUCAACAACGUUGAGGAUACCGCCGAGCGUCUCCUCAGGCUAGCAAGACUGAAUGCGGACGCUUUCAAGACUGUCGUAGCAAAUUUGCCGGCAGCCCAGAAGACCGCUUUGGAAAUGAUUCUCAAAGGAGGCAGAGAGGAAGGAACGGUCGUCAAGAGUGAAGCUAGCCAACCUACCAUCUCUCUUAAGAUGGACUUCGGUGGGUUUUCAGGAUAG